Molecule: messenger RNA, 1122 nt
Organism: Toxorhynchites rutilus septentrionalis
Lineage: Eukaryota; Metazoa; Arthropoda; Insecta; Diptera; Culicidae
Exons: 3
Coding region: 128-757 (209 amino acids)
Source: RefSeq, a predicted model, not a curated record
UUGACAUUUCUUAUCAUUAUGCUUUGUUGUGUUUGGAAUAACAUAUGUCCAUAUCUCUAUGUAAAUAAGAGACAAAUGUAUCGAAAGAUUAAAAGUCUCCGAAAACAAAUAAACAAAUAAAAACGCAAUGAAUUGGAAUCAUGGCCUGAUAGUGGGAACGGUGAAACCAGUAGCGUCAGUUGAAAAUGUACAACAGCAACUUUGUAAGGAACCACAAUCCUUACGGAGGAAUACAGACACUUUAUCCGCUGAGUGUUUUGUAACUCCAAGCUCAACCAACCAAAAUGUCAGUGAUAAACUUCAGGGAACCGUAUCAUGCUCGAUAUCUGCUGGCACUAAAAUACAGGGGACGGUGAAAGUGGCUGAAAGCGAUGUACCAAUCGAACCAAUGGACCUACUAACACAACGAGCAAUCAAGGAAAUUUAUCGGGACACCAAAAUGGGCAGCGUCCGGGCCGCUCAAGUGGGUGCUCUGGGUUGGCAGUCGUGCCCCCUGAAAAAAACCAACAAACGUUUUCUAAACCGUACCAUGACAUCGGUAAUUCAACACAACAACCGACAGACGAUUCGAGCCUUCCACUCAUCCACGCGGAAGCUGAUUGAGUUGGAUCAGCGGGGUGAUAUUCGACGUCGCCAUCGGACAAGAGCACGAAGCAGGAAGGACGAUACCGAAGUCUUUGUCAUUGAGGAUGACAACGAAUCGAAUGACAGCAAGGUGAGAAUUAUCGACGACUCGCAUGAAGAUAAUUAUGUCUAAGUAAAUAUGGUAAUUGAUUAAUAUGGUAACUAACUACUAGCAGAACGAAUACGAAAAAAUAAGUGUGAUAUGUGUACACCGCGUUAUUCCAAGCCUUUAUUUACCCUACUGUGAUCAGCAAAAUCAUGAAAAUACCAAUCCACUUCUUGGAACUUUUGGACUUUGUUGUUUGCCUGUUUACCUGAAUUGAAUCACUAAUCUACAUUUCAUUGAAUUUAAAGUUAGGACUGGACAAACCAUGUGCGGCAUUUGUAUUUAUUUUGGAAGCAUUCACCCUGGAAACGUACGUUUUAGUAUACCUCGAAGACAUCGUGCUGAGCAAUAUUUCCUGCGAAGAUUUUACGAGGAGAAAAAUGAACGCAAAA